AUGGGGAUCUUUUUGGCUUAUGUUGGAUUCAUUUUCUUUUCUGUUUUAUAUAUACAGCAAGGACUUUCUUCUCAAGCAAAAUUUACCGAGUUUCCUCGAAAUGUUACAGCAACUGAGGGGCAGAAUGUGGAAAUGUCAUGUGCUUUCCAGAGUGGUUCUGCCUCAGUUUACUUGGAGAUUCAGUGGUGGUUUUUGCGGGCAGCUGAGGACCAGGAGACUGGAGCAGAGGUGACAGGUGCUCAGGUGGAGCUCUUACCAGAAAGAGACCUAGACAAUGAUGGAACAAAAAUCAGCACAGUAAAAGUACAAGGGAAUGACAUCUCCCACAAGCUUCAGAUUUCCAAAGUAAGGAAAAAGGAUGAAGGCUUAUAUGAGUGCCGAGUGACAGAUGCCAACUAUGGAGAUCUUCAAGAAUACAAGGCCCAAGCCUACCUUAAAGUCAAUGCAAACAGCCACUCUCGGAGAAUGCAGGCCUUUGAAGCCUCUCCCAUGUGGUUACAAGACAUGAAGCCCCGAAAGAAUAUCUCUGCAGCCGUUCCCAGUAGCAUCCAUAAUUCUGCUAAUCAGCGAAUGCGCUCCACUUCCAGCCCUCAAGCUGCAGCCAAAAUCCCCAAACAAAGUCCACAAUCAGCAAAGAGCAAAUCGCCUGUAAAAUCUUCGGAGCGGACAGCAAAGUUGACCCUAAACUCCAACCAUCACUCUGCACCCAAUGUACUCUAA
Vombatus ursinus (common wombat) is the source of this 720-nucleotide messenger RNA. It is a transcript of the gene VSTM2A, whose product is annotated as V-set and transmembrane domain containing 2A. The record is from RefSeq and is a predicted model, not a curated record. NCBI's taxonomy places the organism in Eukaryota, Metazoa, Chordata, Mammalia, Diprotodontia, Vombatidae. The transcript has 5 exons. The coding region runs from base 1 to 720 and encodes 239 amino acids.